AUAUAUCGCCUUCCCCCUCUCUCUCUCUCCUCUCUCUCUCUCUCUCUCUCUCUCUCUCUCUCUUACCUUUCUUUCACACAAAACACAUAUUCAAAGAAAGAAAAAAAUAGAUCCAAGGUGGUGGUUAAGCUGUCAUCCGUCAAUCAAUCAAUCAAACCAUCAAGAGACCAAUCAUCAAUCAAAAAGAUUUUUUUUUUUAUAUAUAAGAAAAAGAGGAAUCACAUCCAAAAGAUCAUGUCAUCCUCUUCAACCUUGUCCCUCGACCAGCUCCCUCCUUCCGAGCAGCUCUGUUAUGUCCAUUGCAACAUUUGCGACACUGUCCUUGCGGUGAGUGUUCCUUGCACAAGUUUGUUCAAGACUGUGACGGUGCGAUGUGGGCACUGCACCAAUCUGCUGCCAGUGAACAUGCGUGGGCAGCUUCUGCCUUCUUCAAAUCAGUUUCAUCAUCUUGGUCACUCUUUUUUUUCUUCCCCUAACAAUUCCCUUAAUCUUCUGGAAGAGAUUCCAAAUGUUCCGACCCCAAAUUUUCUGGUUAACCAAACAAAUGUGAAUGACUUUGCUGCAACACCAAGAGGUGGAGCUGAUGAACAUUUUCCAACGCCCGCAGUCAUUAACAGACCCCCGGAGAAGAGACAGAGAGUCCCCUCUGCAUACAACCGUUUCAUCAAGGACGAGAUCCAACGCAUCAAGUCUGUGAAUCCUGAUAUAUCACAUAGAGAAGCCUUCAGUGCAGCUGCCAAGAAUUGGGCUCACUUUCCACACAUUCACUUUGGUCUUAUGCCUGACCAGACUGUGAAGAAGACAACCAUUCGCCAGCAGGAAGGAGAGGAUGUUCUGAUGAAAGAUGGGUUUUUCUCUUCAGCUAAUAAUGUGCGUGUCUCCCCUUACUAAAUUGGAGUUUCAAGCUGCAGCUUGAUGUCUUUGUGAUGGUGGGAGAAAUGUUUAAGGUCCAAAUGCUUAAUUGUGAUAAUGCCUACGGACUCUAGCUAGAGGUCUUUUUAAUGUUGAUGACCGGGUUAGAUGUAGUUUUAAGAUUUAAUAUCUAAACUUUGCUUAAGCAGAACCCUUGAAUUUUGAAGACCCUAUCCUUUAUUAUGUUAUGAUAAUAUUGGACACCAGUGUCGGUAGCUAGGUGCUGAUGAUCAAACCACUACUUUUUCCUGCACCUUGUUUAUUUUAAAAUCGAUUUUUAUGUUGUUUGUUUUCCUAACAUCCCCUUUAUUUAGGAAAUGUUAUUAGCAUUUUAAAAAAGAUAUAAAUUUGUACUUAUUUUAUA
This is a messenger RNA of Pyrus x bretschneideri (Chinese white pear), 1276 nucleotides long. RefSeq names its product axial regulator YABBY 1-like. NCBI's taxonomy places the organism in Eukaryota, Viridiplantae, Streptophyta, Magnoliopsida, Rosales, Rosaceae. Gene Ontology annotation, biological process: polarity specification of adaxial/abaxial axis; regulation of leaf development; multicellular organism development. The coding region runs from base 235 to 891 and encodes 218 amino acids. The record is from RefSeq and is a predicted model, not a curated record. Gene Ontology annotation, cellular component: nucleus. The transcript is spliced from 7 exons.